AAAGAGAAAGAGAGAGAACUCUGUUAAAAUAUAGUGUUAUGUCCAUGUUAGCCAAAGCAGCUUGUUUGCAUCAAUAGACCGCUUGAACAUUAACAGUUCUGAUUAAUCAUUACAAUGGGAAUUUGAUAACUUCAUGGAAAACAGUUUCUGACUACAGCAGUUUUAAAAAAGAAGGAGGGAAUGAUAAUUAUUUCAUUCUGACUUAAACUUUCAUUAACUGAUUCUUCUGUGGACUUAACUUUCACAUAGAAAGAAUACCAUAGUUUUGUGGCUUUCAGUUCUGUUAUAGGUGUUUCUCAUAUAGGUCAAAAACUAUGCGUGGUGCUAGAAAAUACAGGCAUGUAAUUGAAACUCCUGAACCUGGAAAAUGGGAGUUGGCAGGGUAUGAGGCAAACCUUCCUAUUACAGAGAAGUCAAAUCCCAUUACCAAGGAAAUUGACCGAGCUGAUCCUGCACAGAUUGUCCAACUCCUAAAAGAAUGUGAUGCUGAAAUUUUCCAAGAAGAAGAUGACGCCAUUAUAAAUUAUAAGCGGCUAUACAGUGAGUCUGUUCUUACCGCCAUGGCUGAUGUGGCCAAGAAGGUACAAGAAGUGAUAAAGGAUCCAGAAGACAGCCUGAUUGUUUUAAGUGGAUGUGGAACUUCUGGAAGACUGGCUUUUCUUCUUGCAAAUUCUUUUAACAAGCUACUAAAAGGACUCUAUAGGAAGCCAUGCUAUUCUUAUAUUAUAGCAGGAGGAGAUAGGACACUUGUUAUGUCCCAAGAAUCACAUGAGGAUAACCCAUUGUUAGGAGUUGAGGAGAUCAACAAGGUGUGUGAAGGAAAAAGGAGGGUGGUUUUCAUUGGGAUCUCCUGCGGUUUGUCAGCUCCAUUUGUAGCUGGGCAGCUUGAUUUCUGCAUGAACAAUAUGGAUAUUUUUACUCCUGCACUGGUUGGUUUGAAUCCAGUCAAUAUGGCAAGGAAUGAUAAUGUAGAUGGCUGGAAUUUAACAUUUCGCCAAGUGGCAGAGAGAAUGCAGAAACUACAUGAGAUGAGAAAGGCAUUCAUCCUGAACCCUGCAGUAGGGCCUGAAGGGAUUACAGGUUCAUCACGUAUGAAAGGAGGAAGUGCUGCAAAAAUCAUUUUGGAGACCCUUCUUCUAGCUGCACACAAGGCCACGUCAAACAACACUGAGGUCACAGAAGCAUAUUUGUUGGAAAUCCUGAGGACAUAUGAAAGAGUGCACAAAAUUACAUAUGCACAAAGCAAAAAGAUUGCUGCUGUAGUAAAGCAAGCUGGCACAAGUUUACAGAAACAGGGUCACAUAUACUAUCUUGGUUGGCAGAACCUAGGUGUGAUGGGAAUCAUGGAUGCCACGGAGUGUACCCCAACAUUUGGGGCAGAUUUCUGUGAUGUACGUGCAUUCAUUGGCAAUGGAUACAAGGACUUAGAUAAUACAGAAGGUGACCUGACAGAUCUGGGACUACAAUAUGCUGUUUCUCAUGAAGACUUUCUGAAGAAUGUCUUGCCUUCAGUUACAGAAAAUGACACAGUUAUCCUUAUCUUCACAUUAGACGAUGAUGUCAAAGAGGUUGAGAAGAUAGUACAACAAGUGAAAGAGAACACAUCGCAUUUCUAUGCCAUCUCACAUGCAACUGCGGGGCAGUACAUUCCGACCAGUGUGAAAAAGCUGUUUCCUUCCCUUAUCAGCAUUACGUGGCCCAUUCUAUUUGCAGAGUAUGAAGGUUUCUUUUUGCAGAAAUUUCAGCGACAGCUGUGUACCAAAUGGAUUCUUAAUGCUGUAAGCACUGGAGCUCAUAUACUGAAGGGGAAAAUUUAUUCCAAUUACAUGGUGGACCUUAAAGUCGGUAACAGCAAAUUAUUCAACAGGGCUCUUUACAUCUUACAGAAGUUCACGGGUCGCUCUCAGUCAAAGUGCCUUGAGGUACUCCUGAAGUCCAUUUACAAUACAGACAAUCUGACAGAUGAAAUAACAGAUGCAGAGAUUUCCAAGCACAUAGAAAUAGCAGCACAUAUGAAUAAGGUUGUACCUACAGCAGUAGUGGCGCUUUCACGCAACUGCUCAAUAAAGGAAGCUAGAAAUCGCCUAGAUUGCUUUCCUAUAAUUCGAGAAGCCAUUGAAGCAAUAUUGAGUUCCCCAGGGCGCAAACGUUCAGCACACCAAAUUGACGUUGCAACAGCAGAUUAAUACUCAAUCAUAUUAUGAACAUUGUGACAGUGCAUCCUUCUCCCCUUUUCUUUCUUUGCGUAUCUUUCCUCUGAGCAUUAUACCUUUUCUCAACCCAUCUCUCAUUUUCUAAUUUCUUUUCAUCUUACCUCUUCUCUUGUCUACUCUCCUCUACUUGCCUCAUUUCACUUCACCUUUCCUCAUUUCACAUCUUAGCUCAUCCCUGUUCUCAUCUCUUUUCAUUUCUUAUCUCCUGUCCUCACCUAUUAUCUCCUAGCCUCUCAUCUCCUGACCUAUCUGUGUUAUUUAUGACUGCUUCAAUCAAGGGUCAGCUUGCUUAUAUAGACAAUGAUUUACUCAAAAGCAUAUACUGUAAUAUGCUUGGUAAAUAUAGUAACUUGGAAUGUUGAGUGGAAACCAAUGGGUGUGGAUAAGCUGUGAGGUAAAACAAUGGGUGUGGAUAAGCUGUGAGGUAUACAGUCUCUGCAGUGUUCACUGUCUACUGGAAGAUGACUAAACUUAAUGAAGAAAGUGGAGGUGACUUGUUCAGCUAUGUGACAUCAAACUACAGUGACAGUGGAAGAUAUGUGGGAUGGUUAGUACCUGACUGCCACAUAACAGGAGGGUUACUAUUUUCAGAAGGGUUUUACUGGAUCUUAAUAAAUGGAGAGGAAAAGAGGCAGACUGGAUGAAGUAAGCAGAGUUUACAGGAAAAUAACGAGUUAAUAUUUGCUGUAAGCAAAAAUAUGCAGUGUUAUAAGCUUCAAGGAAUGAGACAGCAAGAGAGAGCAAGAGAUAGAGUAAAUAUAAGAGAGCGAGAGAGAGUGGGAGAAAGGGGAGACAAUGUGUUACACGGAACACGAGAUAACCUGAAAGACAACAACAGACAGGAUGGAUAUCUGCAACAGUCACAAGCAGUAUGGACAGCACUUCAGAGUAUGAAAGAAAAAGUAAUAAACUAUGUGGUCAAUCCAUAAUAGCUGCAACAAUGACAAAACUAUUAUAUGAAAGAAACAAAAUAGAUAUUGUGGGUCAGGUAAAAUCGAAAGUUGUUUAAUAAACUCUUGGAGUGGUAGUAAAAUGAAGGAAAAAGAAAAUCUGCUAAGGCAUGGUACUGAGAUGUAAAAUAUUCUAACAGUGAAAGGUCGUGGCCUUGUGCAGUUUGGUUAUGAAAUGGAUGAUAUUCUGGUAGGAUCACAAUCACAUGUGUGUGCAGAAUGAGUUUGCUCUUCUUUUCCUUCCUCUCUGGUACAUGCUCUCUCCUAUUUCUAUUCUUAAAAAGGGGACUAAACCCCACGUUUUACCCAUGUAGUAAAAAUCACAAAAGCGCCUGAGGAUCACAUUAAGGAAAACUUCCCAGGAAGCGGUGCUACUUGAAACGAUGCCCAGCACAAAUAUUCUUUUAGACAAUGCUUUUCCUUACAAAAACACUAUUGAAGAAAUGUCAUAAAGUAUUCUGAUUUAUGAUCAAA
Messenger RNA from Protopterus annectens (West African lungfish), 3637 nucleotides. It is a transcript of the gene GCKR, whose product is annotated as glucokinase regulator. Bases 315 to 2186 code for a protein of 623 amino acids. The transcript has 19 exons. The record is from RefSeq and is a predicted model, not a curated record. Gene Ontology annotation, biological process: carbohydrate derivative metabolic process; response to fructose; glucose homeostasis. Gene Ontology annotation, cellular component: mitochondrion; cytosol; nucleoplasm. NCBI's taxonomy places the organism in Eukaryota, Metazoa, Chordata, Ceratodontiformes, Protopteridae. Gene Ontology annotation, molecular function: enzyme inhibitor activity; carbohydrate binding; enzyme binding.